Trichosurus vulpecula (common brushtail) is the source of this 4311-nucleotide messenger RNA. It is a transcript of the gene TCTN2, whose product is annotated as tectonic family member 2. The coding region runs from base 155 to 2269 and encodes 704 amino acids. Gene Ontology annotation, biological process: smoothened signaling pathway; cilium assembly; protein localization to ciliary transition zone. Gene Ontology annotation, cellular component: MKS complex. The record is from RefSeq and is a predicted model, not a curated record. The transcript has 18 exons. NCBI's taxonomy places the organism in Eukaryota, Metazoa, Chordata, Mammalia, Diprotodontia, Phalangeridae.
GUCCUGGGCAUUCGGUUGACAAGAUGGCGACGGCGGCUGUGCGGACGCUGCUGACGCGUUUUCCUUUCUGCCCCUAGCUCGUUCCGCCUUGCCGGGGAUCGCAGAGGCGGGGCCCGGCCGCGGUGGGGCAGCGCGGGGAGGCGAAUCCGGAGCCAUGGGCCCGGCCGGGCCCCGCCCGCCGCCAGCCCCGCAGCUUCUGCUGCUGCUCCUGUUCCCGCUCUCCUUCCCGAGGGCCCUGUGGGGAGACGUUGUUUUUCUCCCCCCUUUCAUUCGAAUGUUUGACACUUCGGUUACUGCAGCCUUGGUUGGAGAUACAAAGGACGUCAGCGUGAGCCUCGCCGUGUGGGAUGGUGAGCUGGGGAUUUUGCCCGUUCCUGAUUGUGGACUGCAGAAUAAUGGAACCAGCAAUUGGAGUCUGACGGUGACUCCUGACGUGAUGGGCUCAGAAGUGACCGUAAGAUUGAAUGGCGAUUUACAGGCCUGUGUCUCGGAGACAGAUUUCUUUUCUGACUAUCCCUGUGUUAUUGAAACUCUUCUGGUUUCUGCAUCUCGAAACUCAUCCUGUUUGGCGCACCUACUCAUUCAGGUCGAAAUCUACCCUAAUGCUUCCUUUGCCCAGAAUGUAUCAGAGAACAACACCAUCUUCAUUAACCAGAUAUAUCAGCCCUUUGGCCCCUGUCCCUGUAACUUGGUCGCCGGGGCCUGUGAUGUCCAGUGCUGCUGUGACAAGGAAUGCACGCCCCCUUUACUAGACCUGUUCAAAGGACACUGUUUUACGGGAGUUUUUGGCGGAAAUGUAAAUCCACCUUUUGAACACUUGUGCUCUAACCCAGUAACAGAACAGUCGUCGGAUUGGUUUCCCUUCCUGUGUGUUCAGUCCUCCCUGGACAACACUCCUUUCCUUGGUUAUUUCUUCCAUGGCUUAAUUUCUUUUAGAGAAGAGUACAGCUUCGGCUUACCUAUGUACAUCGAAGUGAAAGACUGGUCGGAUUUUGGCUACGUGCAAAACAAGCCACUUAUGACAGUGGAAAAAGAGCUUUUCACCAUACCCCAGAUGUCCAUAGUGGGGCAGUGUAUGCAAGCGGCCCCCGUGGCCUUCCUUCAGAAUUUCGAUGUGAGCUGUGUUACUGACUUGACAACGCAUCAAGAACGGGGAAAUAUAAGUAAAACGAGGAUCAAAAGUGGUGCUAUUGGAGGCUUUCUUGUACCCCAAGUGAUCUAUGAGGAGUCAACUGCCUUAGACAAGUUCAUCUAUGGCACAGAAAUAUUUCUUCAUCCCGAGCCAUCAUUCAAAUAUGUGAACUUGGAAGAGCAUUAUACUUUCAGAUGGAAAGGGAAAACAAUCACUGAACUCAAUGUCAAAGUCAUUCGGGCAAAAAUUCAUGCAGACCAGCAAGGAAUAUUGACACAGAGAUUUAAAGUAACAUUUUUAAGCUUUAAUGCUACAGACAGCCCCAAACGAUCUGGAAACCCAGGUUACUACUUUGGCAGGCCUGUGAGAGCCCUAAAUAUCGGAAGUGUUAAUAAUAUCACCACUUUAAACCUUUGGCGGCCAGUUGGCAGGGGCCUGUGCACGGGAACAGAAACCACCCCAGUUUUAUUUGGAGAAGAUGCUGUAUCUGGAUGCCUCUUGGAGCUUGGCAUUGAUCAAAACUGUACCCAGCUCAGGGCAGAGGUUACUAACAGACUUAAUUCAUUAGUACAAGCUACUCACGUGGCCAAAAAAGGCAACUCAGAUUAUCACAACCUUCAUGAUGGCUGGCUGGAAAUAAUACGGAGAGAUGUGCCUUCUCCUGGGGACAGUCUUCAUCUUAGCCACAUAAAAGGCAUGUGCCCUGAUGUGCCUGCCGUGAUGACUAUUCGCUUACUUAUUUCUAGUAGUGGUAAUUUGGAAGGGAUUCCCCAGCAUAUGAUACUUGGCGCAGAGAUCAGCUUUUCUUCUGUCACUUGGCAAUUUCAGUGUGGGAUAAACUGUGAAGAUAAGCCUAGUCUUUUCCCCAUCAGUGUCUCAGUCCAGUUUAUUGAAAUACCUCCUCAACCACCCCAGCCACUGACAAGUUUCCAGAUCAGGUACUCGAGCCAUGACUGUAUCAACAAUGAAGUCUGCUGGCCAGAGCUCAUUUUCCCCUUGACCGAGAAUUACCAAGGAGAGUCUUAUAGCUCCUCCCUUGCCAAAAGCUUGAUGCUGGCCUUCAUCCUCACAGUGGUCAUGUUAUUCAACAGCUUAUGGAUGAAGAUCAUCAGGGUUUGGAACUUAUUCUUCGUCUAACUUCUGGGAGUCUUCAGAGAGCAGUGGCAGCACUGUGCUCAGGACCUGGGGCUGUGAUGGAAAACUUCCGCUUAGUCACACUUUUUCUAUUUAUUUCUGUAAAAAGGUGGUAUUCAGUGAUCAGUCAGUUUGUUUCUAAAUGCCACUUGCUCAAAAGGUCAGCAACCAGCCAGUUAAUUGAUUUUAUUUUCAGCUGCAGCAGCUCCUGGAGACUGUGUUCUAAAAGGGGCCCCAUCUUUGAGAGGGGCCUCGAUCUGCCCCAGUGGUGGUGAUACUCACACCAGGAAAAUCAGAUCCUGGAAGGGCCGAAGUCGGUAGAGCUGUCAUUGGUGGAAACCUUAGCAUUCUCAAAGUGAUUUAUCUAAGGCCACACAGUUAGUCAUUAGCAGGGUUGAGACUAGAACCCCUAACAUAAAAUAUAAAAAAAAUCAUUUUUUUUAAAGAGUUAAAUAUGUAUUCAUAAACUGUAAACUUAUGCUUACGACCAAUCUCCUUAAAGGACCUUUUUUCAGUCAAUAAGAAUGGAUUUUUUUUUUCAAAAAUAUUCUUAGAUUUGUAUCACUUUACUAGAUGACCUUUGGUUUAAAUAGAUUUUGCAUACUAUGAAGAAAAUUUUUUCUUUUAAGAAAUUAUUCUUUUCUUCUUAUUUGAUGUUCUGUUUAUCCUGCAAAAAUAGCUGACAUUUAUUCAGUGUUUUAAGGUUUGCCAAAUGCUUUCUUUUUAUUGAUCCUAUGAGGUAGGCAGUACAAAUGUUAUUUUAUUAUAUUUUAUAUCACAUAUUAUUUUAUAUCAUUUAUCAUAUCAUAUUGUAGGUCAUAGAGGUCGUAUUUGUUGUAGGAUUGGAUCCCAGUUCUCCUGGCUCCAAAUGUCACCUUCCUACAAGUCCAUACUAUGUCUCUUGGUUAUUGGUUCAGUGAUAUGGAGAUCAUUCCUGACCCAUAUAUCUAGGCUUAGUCUUUCCCCUGAGUUGGAGGCCGAAUCACCCAUUACCUAUGCAAUAUUUCAAAGUGGAUGUAUGAGACCUGUCAAGCUCCGAAUGUCCCAAACUUCCCCCAUUCUGUCGAAGACAGCCCUAUUCUUUCAGCCUCUCACGUUUGUCAUGUUGUCUUUCCCCUUGAUUCCUGGCUCUCCUUCCCCCUACACGACCAUCUAAUCUGGUGCCAAAUCUUGCCUUUCCUGUUUCCACAUCUUUCCUACCUGACACCUUCUCUUCACUCACACAGAAUCCUCAGUCCAGGUGCUCCUCAUUUCUCACCUGGACCCACCCCUGCCACUGCCUAAGUCCUGUUCUUAAGGCACACACCUAACCGAGUCACAGCCUUAAUGAGCUCUGGGGGCUCCCUCCAGCACCACAGAUAAAACAGCAACUCCGUUGAGCCUUUAAAGCCCUUCCCACCUGCCCCCAACCUUCGAUCUCCUUUCCCUCUACCAUCUAGCUGAAUGGGCUUUCUGCUCCAUCUUCCCCCUGGCCUUUGCUCUGGCUUCCCCUGAGCCUCCUCUGAGAGCCUCAUCCUCUUCCUGCUCUGUGUCCUCCCUUCCUGGCCACCUUGUUCUGUACCUGGUAGUUAUUUACAUCCAUUCUCUUUCUGUUAUUCUGUCUAUACACAUCUUGUCUCUCCUACGCAGGUAUCAACUCUUUGGCAAUAGGGAUUGUUUCUUUCUUUGUAUUGGUGUCCCCAGCAUCUAGCCCUGUGCCUGGCAUACAGUAAGGGCUUAAUAAAUGCUUGUUGCUUGAAGUGACCAUCUCUAUAGUGCCAUGUGUCUCCUGCCUUAAAAUAAGGGUCGUAUACUGAACAAGUGCCUGCCGCUAGACAGCUUACAGAGCAGGCAAGCCAGCCUUGCCAAAGCAGCAAGACCCCCUUAGGGAGGGGCAGGAAGCAUCAUGGGCCUGGCAGGCCAAACCACCACCAUGACUACUAUCUCCCUUCAGACUCUGGUGGAGACAGCCUUGGAAACAACGAUGCUUCCAGCCCAGGGCUCCCAGUCAGCAUCCUGGGAAGCACACAGUAGGUGCUUACAUCAGGUGCUAUGGAGAUGCAGAC